GGGCGCUGUGGCGCGGCGGCCGCCCCUCAGCCCCGUGAGGCGGCGCCGGGCCGGGCCUGGGGAGGCUCCGACCGGCCCCGCUCCACCGGCCCCGCUCCGCUCCGGCCCCGCUCCACCGGCCCCGCUCCCCCGCCUCCUCCCGACCCCUCCGCUCCUCUCCCCGCCGCCCCGCUCCUCCCCGCUCCCCCGAGCAGCAGCAGCCGCCGGUGGCCGGGAUGAGCCGCCCGCGCCGGCCUCAGGGCCGGGCUCGCCGAGCGGAGCCUCGCGGGAUGGGAUCGCUCCAGCUCUGAGCCGCGCCGCCCUCCCUCCACCAUGGGCGACUCUCCCACGGCCUCUCCCGUCGGGAAAACCCCGGAUCCCAACAACCCCCAAGGAAACUCCAGCGCCGGGGGCUCCCCCCUGAGCGUCAUCAGCGAGGGCGUGGGCGAGCUGGCGCUCAUCGACGCCGAGGUGGCCAAGAAAGCCUGCGAGGAGGUCCUGGAGAAAGUCAAACAGCUCCACGGAUCCCCCCCUGAGCGCGUCCCCAACGGAGAGAGCUGCCAGAUCCGCUGCCUGGACGACCCGCCCAUCCGCGAGGAGGAGGAGGAGAACACGCCGGCGGCCAGGACGGCCAGGAAGCGCCAGCACCAGGCCAAGCAGUCGUGGCUGCUGCGCCUCUUCGAGUCCAAGCUCUUCGACAUCUCCAUGGCCAUCUCCUACCUGUACAACUCCAAGGAGCCCGGCGUGCAGGCCUACAUCGGCAACCGCCUCUUCUGCUUCCGCGACGACGAGGUGGAUUUCUACCUGCCGCAGCUGCUCAACAUGUACAUCCACAUGGACGAGGACGUGGGCGACGCCAUCAAGCCCUACAUCGUGCACCGCUGCCGCCAGAGCAUCGACUUCUCGCUGCGCUGCGCGCUGCUGCUGGGCGCCUACUCCUCGGACAUGCACAUCUCCACGCAGCGGCACUCGCGCGGCACCAAGCUGCGCCGCCUCAUCCUCUCCGACGAGCUGAAGCCGGCGGGCAGGAGGAGGGAGCUGCCGGCUCUCGCCGCCGUGGGCGGUGACACGGGCUUGUCGCCCUCCAAACGGACUCACCAGAGGUCCAAGUCGGACGCCACCGUGUCCAUCAGCCUCAGCAGCAACCUGAAGCGCACGGCCAGCAAUCCCAAGGUGGAGAGCGAGGAGGAGGAAUUCUCCUCGAGUACGGAAAGCCUGGAUAAAUCCCUGGCUCCCCCGGCCCGGCUGGCCCCGGAGCGCGAGUUCAUCAAGUCGCUGAUGGCCAUCGGGAAGCGCCUGGCCACGCUGCCCACCAAGGAGCAGAAAACACAGAGGCUCAUCUCGGAGCUGUCGCUGCUCAACCACAAACUGCCCGCGCGCGCCUGGCUGCCCACCGCCGCCUUCCCCCACCACGUGGUCAGGGUGCCUCACUCACAGGCCGUGGUGCUCAACUCCAAGGACAAGGCUCCCUACCUGAUCUACGUGGAGGUGCUGGAGUGCGACAACUUCGACACGGCGAGCGUGCCGGCGCGCAUCCCCGAGAACCGCAUCCGCAGCACGCGCUCGGCCGAGAACCUGCCCGAGUGCGGCGUGGGGCCCGAGGCGCGCGGCGCCAGCAGCGCCCUGCCCGCCUACGACAACGACGACGAGGCCUGGGCCGUGGACGACAUCGGGGAGCUGCAGGUGGAGCUCCCAGAGAUGCACACCAACAGCUGUGACAACAUCUCCCAGUUUUCCGUGGAUUCCAUCACGAGCCAGGAGAGCCGGGAGCCCGUGUUCAUCGCCGCCGGGGACAUCCGGCGGCGGCUCUCGGAGCAGCUGGCGCACACGCCCACCGCGUUCCGCAGGGACCCCGAGGAUCCGUCGGCCGUGGCCCUCAAGGAGCCCUGGCAGGAGAAAGUCAGGAGGAUCCGGGAGGCCUCUCCCUACGGGCACCUCCCCUCGUGGCGCCUCCUCUCCGUCAUCGUCAAGUGCGGCGACGACCUGCGGCAGGAGCUGCUGGCGUUCCAGGUGCUCAAACAGCUCCAGUCCAUCUGGGAGCAGGAGCGCGUGCCCCUGUGGAUCAAGCCCUACAAGAUCCUGGUGAUCUCUGCGGACAGCGGGAUGAUCGAGCCGGUGCUGAGCGCCGUGUCCCUGCACCAGAUCAAGAAGCAGUCGGCGCUGUCGCUGCUGGAUUAUUUCCUGCAGGAGCACGGCCCCAGCACCAGCGAGUCCUUCCUGAGCGCCCAGCGCAACUUCGUGCGCAGCUGCGCCGGCUACUGCCUGGUCUGCUACCUGCUGCAGGUCAAGGACAGGCACAACGGGAACAUCCUGCUGGACGCCGAGGGCCACAUCAUCCACAUCGACUUUGGCUUCAUCCUGUCCAGCUCCCCCCGCAAUCUGGGCUUCGAGACCUCGGCCUUCAAACUCACCACCGAGUUCGUGGACGUGAUGGGCGGCCUGGACGGGGACAUGUUCAACUAUUACAAGAUGCUGAUGCUGCAGGGGCUGAUCGCCGCCCGCAAGCACAUGGACAAGGUGGUGCAGAUCGUGGAGAUCAUGCAGCAAGGCUCCCAGCUGCCCUGCUUCCACGGCUCCUCCACCAUCAGGCACCUCAAGGAGCGUUUCCACAUGAACCUGACGGAGGAGCAGCUGCAGCUGCUGGUGGAGCAGAUGGUCGACGGCUCCAUGCGCUCGCUCACCACCAAGCUCUACGACGGCUUCCAGUACCUCACCAACGGCAUCAUGUGACCCCAAAAACCCCGAAUUCCCACCCAAAAAAACACCCCCAGCAGGGGGGGGAAGGAAAAAAAAAAAUUCCAUCCCAUCCCAAAAAAAAACGGGGGGAAAAAAUGGAAAUUCCACGUUUUUCUCGCCUGGGGAAUUGAAUUUGGAGCGGAGCCAACGUGGAUUUUGGGAGGAUUUUUGGAGGAUUUUGGGGGUUGGAGGCUCCAAUCAGCCACCCCGGCCUGGACUCUGCUGGAGGAAUGGGACAGAAUUCCAUAAAAAAAUCUGGGAAAAGCACCAGGAAUGGGGAUGGGGGUUUGGGGUUUUCCUUGGAAUUCGCCCCCAGUUCCCGUGGAAUGGGGGGUGGGAAAGGGGAGGGGUGUCCUGAAGGUUGGGAAUGUCCAAAAUCCUGGAAUUCCUGGAAUUUCAGGUGUGGGGGGAUCCUUCCUAAUCCGUUUUCCUCUCCUGGAGCACCCAGGUGGGAAAUUCCAGGUGAGAUUUCAGAUAAAAUUCCCACUGGGAUUCCCUCCAAGUGAGGAAUUCCAGGUGGGAUUCCCAGUGGGAUUCCUUCCAGAUGUGGAAUUCCAGGUGGGGAAUUCCCAGCAGAAUUCCAGGAAUUUGGGGCUGGGAUUCCUCCUCCCCCUCCCCACCUUUCCUGGGAAUUCCAGGCCUGGAAUGUUGGGAUGGACCCGGGGGGGUUUUGGGGGGGUUUGUCCCAAUCCCGGAUCCCCCAAAUCCCAAAUCCUGAACCAGGGAAGGAAAAAUUCCUGGAAUUUCCCCUCCCCCACCCUGGCCUGGCCUGCUGGGCAAGGGGGACACCUGGAGUGUCCCCAAUGUCCCCCCAGUGUCUCCCCACCACUUUUUUUUUUUUUUUUUUUUUCUUCCCCUUUUUAAUUUUUAGAAUUAAAAAUCCCAAAAUUCAGAUUUCCCACCCCCCGGGGAGGGGCUUUGGGGACACCGGGAGGGGACAGAGGGGACCCCAACCCUUCCCAAGCCCCUUUUUUGGGGGGCAGGACCAAAAUUCGGGGAUGCAGCCGGAGCCCCUCCCCCCCUCUCCCUCCCCUCCCCCCUUCCCAUUCCCGGAGCUUUUCCCGGGAAAAGCAAAACCCAGGGAGGAGCCGAGGCCGGGGGCAGCAGGGGUGAAACCACUGGAGUUUAAUGGAAUCGAUUCCUACAGAAUAAAGAGAAUUCCUGAGA
Messenger RNA from Oenanthe melanoleuca, 3882 nucleotides. RefSeq names its product phosphatidylinositol 4-kinase beta (gene PI4KB). NCBI's taxonomy places the organism in Eukaryota, Metazoa, Chordata, Aves, Passeriformes, Muscicapidae. Gene Ontology annotation, biological process: phosphatidylinositol-mediated signaling; phosphatidylinositol phosphate biosynthetic process. The record is from RefSeq and is a predicted model, not a curated record. The coding region runs from base 313 to 2709 and encodes 798 amino acids. Gene Ontology annotation, cellular component: membrane; cytoplasm. The transcript has 13 exons. Gene Ontology annotation, molecular function: 1-phosphatidylinositol 4-kinase activity.